This is a messenger RNA of Lottia gigantea (owl limpet), 252 nucleotides long. RefSeq lists its product as hypothetical. NCBI's taxonomy places the organism in Eukaryota, Metazoa, Mollusca, Gastropoda, Lottiidae. The transcript has a single exon. The annotation marks the transcript as partial. The record is from RefSeq and is a predicted model, not a curated record.
UCUCCUGAUAUUCUGAGAGCUGAUAUAUCAUUUUUACAAUCUCCUUAUAUUCUGAGAGCUGAUAUAUUAUUUUUACAAUCUCCUGAUAUUCUGAGAGCUGAUAUAUUAUUUUUACAAUCUCCUAAUAUUCUGAGAGCUUAUAUAUCACUUUUACAAUCUCCUGAUAUUCUGAGAGCUGAUAUAUCAUUUUUACAAUCUCCUUAUAUUCUGAGAGCUGAUAUAUUAUUUUUACAAUCUCUUGAUAUUCUAUGA